Messenger RNA from Pediculus humanus corporis (human body louse), 1047 nucleotides. RefSeq lists its product as uncharacterized. The record is from RefSeq and is a predicted model, not a curated record. NCBI's taxonomy places the organism in Eukaryota, Metazoa, Arthropoda, Insecta, Psocodea, Pediculidae. Gene Ontology annotation, cellular component: membrane. The transcript is spliced from 6 exons. Bases 1 to 1047 code for a protein of 348 amino acids. Gene Ontology annotation, molecular function: serine-type endopeptidase activity.
AUGGCUAAUUUAAAAUCUUUUUUAUGUUUUUAUUCUCAUCUUCCGAUAUGUGCUAAGCAUUUCGUGAAAAAUGAUCCUCUUGACAUCAUUAAAUUUAAUACCAAAAACCGAUACUUUUCUAACUCCAUUGUAUGCCAAGGGAAGUCUAAUAUAGGCAACAUUAAUUCUUUAGAAGCACGGUUAAAAAUUAAUAAUGCAGCCAAUUCUCAUCAAUCGUUUUCUUUACUUUGGAAACCAUUUUUGUUCACGGCAAUUUUUUCUGGUGCGAGUUUUGCUGGAACUGCUAUUUGGCAGUAUGAAAAUAUUCGUAAAAAGGCCUUUUUACUUUUGCAAAAAAAUUGGAUUACAGACAAACUUGUAGUGUAUAGACAGAAAAAGUACAAAUGGAGGCAAGAAUUUAACAAACUAUGGAAUCGUUUAACAGAAGGUGAAAAACUGUUUGUUCCUAUAUGUUUCAUAAAUUCUUUGGUGUUUUUAGCAUGGAAAGUAAAAAAAUUUCAACCUUUUAUGAUUAAAUACUUUUGCAGUUCUCCAUUCAAUGAAGCCGUAUGCUGGCCAAUGAUUUUAUCAACAUUUAGUCACUACAGUUUUUUUCAUCUUGCUGCAAAUAUGUAUGUUCUUUACAGUUUUUCUACCAGUGGAGUUGAGGAUCUUGGAAAGGAACAAUUUUUAGGAUUAUACUUAGCUGGUGCAGUUAUUUCAUCAUUUACAAGUUAUUUGUAUAAAAUCUGUAGAUCUCAACACACACUGUCAAUCGGUGCGUCUGGUGCAAUUAUGGCCAUGGUGGCUUAUGUUUGUGUUAAGUACCCUGAUGCUAAGCUUUCUAUUAUUUUGUUACCUUGGAUAGUAUUUUCUGCUGCGAGUGGUAUAAAAAUAAUAAUGAGUCUAGAUGUAUUGGGAAUUUUAAGAGGUUGGGCUUAUUUUGAUCAUGCAGCUCACUUGGGUGGUUCUUUAUGUGGUCUUGGAUGGUGUUUUUGGGGCAACACAUAUAUUUGGCAGAAUAGAGAACCACUUCUCGAAUGGUGGCAUAAACUUCGUUCAAAAUAA